Molecule: messenger RNA, 1409 nt
Organism: Leptidea sinapis
Lineage: Eukaryota; Metazoa; Arthropoda; Insecta; Lepidoptera; Pieridae
Product: activating signal cointegrator 1 complex subunit 1
Exons: 9
Coding region: 284-1378 (364 amino acids)
Biological process (GO): DNA alkylation repair; regulation of DNA-templated transcription
Cellular component (GO): nucleus
Molecular function (GO): RNA binding
Source: RefSeq, a predicted model, not a curated record
GUUAAUUGAACUAACUAGAAACAAAUAUUACAAUAAUUCACACUGUGUGACAAAAAAAGAUGCAAUGUCUGUCUAAGUGCCUUUUUCAAUAAUUGCAAACUGAUUCAAAUAUUCUUUUACAUGUAUACAUUCAAAAUAUAGUUUUACAUAUUUUUCAUAAUAGCUUGCUGGUCUGGACUUGGAGCCUCAGGCUACUAAAAGUGCUGGUUGUUAGUUUCCUCCACACUUACACAAGCAGUUGAAGGCUAAAGAAACAAAGGAUAUUUGCUGAAUAUUUACUAAAAUGAACUCUAUAACAAAGCCGGAAGUUGUAUGGAUUGAAGGAAGAUGUUACAGAGUUAAUGAUUCCUCAACAGCAGAUGUCAGAAGACUUAUUGAGCAUGAUAUUUAUGAGAAUGAGGUGGAAUUUCAAGAUUUGGAUGGAGAUGAAGAUAAUGAUGACUGUAAAGUUGUUAUGGUACAUCCAAAUAGAUAUUAUGCCAAUCUUCAUGUUUCUCAACAUUUCAUGGGCAAGAUAAUAGGAAAAAAGGGGGCAACCAAAAUGGGAAUUCAACGAGAUACAAAAACAGAUAUCAAAAUACCAAAACAUGGAGAAGAUACUGACAUUGUCAUUUAUGGCCCUGCACCUGCGAAUGUAAAGGCAGCUCGACGCAGAAUCAAUAUAAUUGUAAUGGCGGCCAAAGAGAAGCUACCAUACACACAUUUUAUAUCUAUACCGUUCAAUCAAGCCGCUGUCAUGGAAAGAUUUGAGAAAUUUAAGGCAACAGUGUUACGUGAUUACAACGGGAGAGGUUUGGAUGAGUCAUGUUUUAUAAGAGCAAGUAAACUUCAUAUCACCGUUAGAAUGUUGUCUCUCAUGGACAACGAAGAGAGAUUGCUGGCUUCGAAAGUGCUCACAGAGGCAAAUGAAAAAGUCAUAAGACCCAUGUUGAAGGACUACUUACCACUCAGAAUAAGACUGAAAGGAUUGUCUUAUAUGAAUGACGACCCCAAAGAGAUGCAUGUAUUAUAUGGCCGUGUUGAAGAGGACGAAGGCCCAACUGGAAUUCUACAAGAUACUGUUAAUGCUCUCGCAGAAUUCUUAUAUAAAACAGGUGUUGUGAUCAACAGAUUUAAUGACUCGAGUGUGAAAAUGCACGUCACUUUGAUAAACACGCGAUAUCGAAACUCAGGUUCACAAAGCGAUGAAGAGGGUUCAUCCAGCAAGAAAAACACAGCAAGAGAAAGUUUUGAUGGUUCGAAAAUCCUAAGCUCAUUAGGAGAUUACGAUUUUGGGGUCGUAGAGUGGCGUGAUAUACAUUUAUCACAGAGAAGUGUGGUAGGCCCUGAUGGUUACUACCAGGCAACCCAUGUUGUAUCUUGUGUUGGUAAUAAUUAACUGUUUAAGAAAUAAAUAUUUUUUUAUUUGA